CUGCUGCUGCACAAAGCUCUUGUGGAAACAUGUUUGUGCAGCGACAACAACAGCGUUUCACAAUCGGAGCUCCUUAUCACCUGUUAACUGGUGGAGCUGAGUCAGCGGCUCUCUGUACUUCUGACCUGUCUGCGCUUUGACCGCUCACUCUGCCGUCUCUCUCUCUGGGAAGGCGUGAUGCUGCUGUUCGUCGCUGUCAGUGUUUUUUUUCUAGCCGUGGGUCACGCUGAACCCACUGGGGACUCGUCGUACAUCGCUGCCGUGUACGAGCACCGCGUCGUCCUGAACCCGGAGCCUCGAGUCCCGCUGAGCCGCCGCGACGCGCUGCAGCACCUGCAGCAGAACCUGGACGUCUACGAGCAGCAGGCAGCCCGGGCCGCCCAGCAGGGGGCCCAGAUCCUCGUGUUUCCAGAAGAUGGUCUCCAGGGUUUCAACUUCACCCGUUCGUCUAUCUCCGGCUACCUGGAAACCAUUCCUGACCCCCAGCAGGAGAGCUGGAACCCCUGCACCGAGCCGGGCAGAUACAGCAACACUGAGGUUCUCCAGAGACUGAGCUGUAUGGCCCGUCGGUACAACCUCUACCUGGUGGCCAACAUGCCCGACCUGCAGCCCUGUCCCCUGCAGAGCGCUCCGUCCUCCACCUGUCCCGCCGAUGGACGCUGGCAGUUCAACACUAAUGUGGCUUUCAGUUCGGAUGGGCUGCUGGUGGCGCGCUACCAUAAAUACAACCUCUACUUCGAGCAGGCCUUCGACAAACCUCCGCAGGCUGAAAUCAUAACAUUUGAUACACCUUUCGCGGGGAAGUUCGGCCUCAUCAUCUGCUUUGACAUCCUGUUCCGUGAUCCCACAGUAACCCUGGUGGAGAGGGGUGUGCGUCAGCUGAUCUACCCCACAGCCUGGAUGAACCAGCUCCCUCUGCUGGACACCAUCCAGUUUCAGCGGGCGUUCAGUCUGGGCGCCAAUGUCACCAUACUGGGUGCAAACAUUCGCAGCGACCGACUCAUCAUGUCAGGAAGCGGCAUCUACACCCCCUUUUCUGCUACUUACCACCAUGCAAAGACGGGAGACCCAGAGGAGGGGAGGCUGCUGGUGGCAAGGGUGCCGGUGUUGGAUCCACUGUGGGCGGGCCAGAGUGUAGCCACAGAGUCCACAUCAUCAUCAUCAUCAUCAUCAGUGGAUACAGACUCUGGGUUCUGCCACCAAGACAACUGCGUUGAUCCUCCUGCUGCUUCCUCCUCAACAUCUUCCUCCCACCCCACCUUCACCUCAUCCAUGAUGUAUGACCCAUUUAAAUUCAUCCUCCUAAACAACACAGAGGACGAACUCCAAGUGUGCGAUGGCACUUUCUGCUGUCGCCUGCAGUACAAGUUUGUGCCACCAGGCAGCAGUAAAGAGCUGUAUGCUGUGGGUGCCUUUGCAGGAACACACAUCGUCAACGGACGUUACGCCCUGCAGGUGUGCGCGGUCGUCCGCUGUGCAGACCUGGAAUCCAGCUCCUGUGGACAGGAAGUGGAAGAAGCGGAGUCUAAAAUGGACUUCGUGUUAGAGGGGACAUUCGAGACCAGGCAUGUGUACCCGUCGGUUCUGGCUAGCGGUCUGGUCCUGGAGCAGCCGCGGACUUUAGAGAAAACUGCAGAUGGGAGAGUGACCAUGAAGCACUCAAACAUGACAGGUGGCCUGGUCACUGCCUGUCUGUAUGGACGAAUGUACCACCUGGACAAUGAAUGAACACCUUUUGGGAAAGAUGUGCGGCGACGAGAGAGACGUUAGUUACAUUUUAAAUAAAACUACUAAUGUUCUUAUCUGGACCAGUAA
Molecule: messenger RNA, 1815 nt
Organism: Stegastes partitus (bicolor damselfish)
Lineage: Eukaryota; Metazoa; Chordata; Actinopteri; Pomacentridae
Gene: btd
Product: biotinidase
Exons: 6
Coding region: 178-1728 (516 amino acids)
Molecular function (GO): hydrolase activity, acting on carbon-nitrogen (but not peptide) bonds, in linear amides
Source: RefSeq, a predicted model, not a curated record